Messenger RNA from Coffea eugenioides, 1900 nucleotides. RefSeq lists its product as uncharacterized. The record is from RefSeq and is a predicted model, not a curated record. Lineage: Eukaryota; Viridiplantae; Streptophyta; Magnoliopsida; Gentianales; Rubiaceae. Bases 74 to 1588 code for a protein of 504 amino acids. The transcript has 2 exons.
GCUGCAGCACUUUCGAAUUCGAUCAAAGGGUCUCUCUUGCCUCGCCGAAGGAAGAGCACCUGUUAAGUCGAUUAUGAAUUCAGGGGCAAACCAAGAAUCCCAUCAAUCAAGAACUCAAGGCCCCCAAGCUCACCCCUUUAUCUUUAAACAGAAACUCUUUUAUCUACUAUCAGUCUUGGUGCUCUUUGUGGCAAUUUCUUUGAGUAUCCCCAAAACGAACCACUACAAAUCGCACCAACUAAAAUCAACCCUCACAUCACACCCCAAUUUCCUAAACAAACUCCUAAGAUCCUUCCACCCAAUUGCAAACCAAAAUGCCCCAAAUCCCUCGAGCAUUAGUCCCACUUCCCCUUACUGUCUGCUGUGGAUGGCACCUUUCCUUUCAGGAGGUGGGUACAGCUCUGAAGCUUGGUCUUACAUUUUAUCCUUAAAUAAUUACAUGAAAAAGAAUGAACCCCCGAGAUUUAAAUUUAGAUUGAGCAUUGAGCAGCACGGUGAUUUAGAAAAUCUUGAAUUUUGGGAGGGUUUACCGUUCGGAAUGAGGAACUUGGCUAUUGAGCUUUAUCAAAGUAAGUGUAGAUUGAAUGAGACUAUUGUAAUUUGUCAUAGUGAGCCAGGUGCUUGGUAUCCUCCACUGUUUCAGACCCUUCCAUGCCCACCAACCGGUUUUGGUGAUGUUAAGGUUGUGAUUGGGAGGACUAUGUUUGAGACUGAUAGGGUGAACGCUGAGCAUGUUAAGAGGUGUAAUCAGAUGGAUUAUGUCUGGGUUCCUACUGAAUUUCAUGUAAGGAGUUUUGUGCAAAGUGGGGUUGAUCCUUCGAAGGUUGUCAAGAUUGUUCAGCCUGUUGAUUUGGAGUUUUUUGAUCCAGUAAAGCACGAGCCUUUGGAACUUGCCUCAAUAAGGUCGUUGGUGUUAGGGUCAGAGACUAAGAACUUGAGUAUGGGGAGAAAUUUUGUGUUCUUGAGCGUUUUCAAAUGGGAGUAUAGAAAAGGGUGGGAUGUGUUAUUGAGGUCUUACUUGAAGGAAUUUUCAAAUGCUGAUGAUGUUGCUUUGUAUUUGUUAACGAAUCCUUACCAUUCUGAUAGAGAUUUUGGUAAUAAGAUUGUUGAAUAUGUAGAGGACUCAGACUUGGAAAAACCUGUUAAUGGUUGGGCUCCAGUUUACGUCAUUGAUGCACAUAUAGCUCAGGUUGAUUUGCCAAGACUCUACAAGGCAGCUGAUGCAUUUGUUCUGCCAUCGAGAGGAGAAGGCUGGGGUAGGCCUGUAGUGGAGGCCAUGGCUAUGUCAUUACCGGUGAUUGCUACAAACUGGUCGGGGCCAACUGAGUACUUGACAGAGGAUAAUAGUUACCCAUUACCUGUGGAACGAAUGAGUGAAGUGAAAGAAGGCCCAUUUAAAGGCCAUUUAUGGUCUGAGCCCUCUGUCCAGCUGCUGCAAGUUCUGAUGAGGCAUGUAAUUACCAACCCUGAAAAAGCUAAAGCCAAAGGAAUGCAGGCAAGGGAAGACAUGAUCAGUAGAUUCUCCCCUGACAUUGUUGCCCAGAUUGUUACUGAAAGCAUACAGCAGAUUGUUGAUAACGUGCUCUAGAGUUUUGACAACAUAUUGUACAAUUAUUUAGUUCCCUUUGCCCAAUAUUAUGCAGAUGAUUGGUUCUGUUGCUGACUGAGUACAUGUUGAACAUUGAUCUUCUUAAGCUGCUGGAGAGUUACUCAAACAUGUAGGUGAGUUUCUAGAUAGACAUUUAGUUUAUUUUUUGUAUUGCGAAAAUACACCUUUAGAGGAUUCAAAAUCCGUCCAGUAUGCAAAGAAUGCUUAUCAAAUGAUGAAACUACUUACUGCAUUACAGCUAAAAGUUUAGUACUUUUGAAAUUUAUGAAUAGCCAAAAUGAGUUCCUUCUC